Molecule: messenger RNA, 2579 nt
Organism: Drosophila innubila
Lineage: Eukaryota; Metazoa; Arthropoda; Insecta; Diptera; Drosophilidae
Gene: Oct-TyrR
Product: tyramine/octopamine receptor
Exons: 3
Coding region: 659-2515 (618 amino acids)
Biological process (GO): adenylate cyclase-activating adrenergic receptor signaling pathway
Cellular component (GO): membrane
Molecular function (GO): octopamine receptor activity
Source: RefSeq, a predicted model, not a curated record
UUUUUGGCCUGGUGUGUAUUGUGGAUUGUCUUAACAGUCUGCUUGGCACAAGCUGAAUACGUACUCGUAUCCGGACUAGUGCGACAACAUAACAGCUGCUCGGUUGAAUCAGAAUCGUAAUCUAUACCAUGAAAAUAACAUGCGACCCCAACACACAUACAACUCGUAAUAUACAAUACUCAAUAAUAUUAUUGCAUUUGACAUGCAAAGGAUGAAGACAAUAAACAACAAUUGGUGCUGCAAUGAUUGUGUAAUAUAUUUACUUGAUAUUUGCAUUUGAUGCAUACAAAUUGUUUGGUUUGUGAAUGUAUCUCGCAGAUAACAAAGUAUUUCAAGUGAUUUGUGAGAGAACUGUAAAGUUUUGGUUCUAUAUGGAUAUAUGCUAAUUUUGCACUGCAGCUGUUUUGCAAAAAAAAAAAAAAAAAAAAAAAUCAAAAAGAAAACUGUCAUAACUAAACCGAAACCUAAGCAGAUACCGUAAACCAAAUCAACAAUCUCUAUACCCCUUUGGACCAAGUGCUAAUGCUCACACCUUUAUUCAUUCACACACACAAAAUUAAAGAUAAAAGGAGAGACAUCGAACGCGUUUCAGUUUACAUAAAGGACGAACGACGUGUGGAGAGAGAGAGAGAAAGGGAACUGGUAGCAGGAUGUCAAAAUGCCAUCGGCAGAUCAAAUCUUGUUUAUAAAUGUCACCACAACGGUGGCCGCGGCAGCGUUGACAGCAGCAGCUGCCGUGAACAACGCGCCUGAAGCAACCACAGCAGCAGCAGCAGCGGCAAAGGUAGCAACAGUCAACGGACGCAGUGCAGCCGCCGUGGAGACAGCAGCAGCAUCGACAACAACAACAGCAGCAGCAACACUGGCGGCCAAUUUAUCGGGCUCGUUGGUGGACAGCCUAACAACAGCAACAGCAACUGCGACGACAGCAACAAUUGUCGAGUCAACGCAGGAAUGUGGUGCUGUGGCCGUGGAGGAGCUGCAUGGCAGCUUUCUGGGAGUAGAGCUGGCAGUGCCGGAAUGGGAGGCACUGCUCACAGCACUGGUGCUAUCCAUCAUCAUAGUGCUGACCAUAAUUGGUAACAUUCUGGUGAUAUUGAGUGUAUUCACCUACAAACCACUGCGAAUUGUUCAGAACUUUUUCAUCGUUUCCCUGGCGGUGGCAGAUUUGACGGUAGCCCUGUUAGUGUUGCCCUUUAAUGUGGCAUACUCUAUAUUGGGUCGCUGGGAGUUUGGCAUACAUCUGUGCAAGCUGUGGCUCACCUGUGACGUACUCUGCUGCACUUCAUCCAUACUGAAUCUGUGCGCCAUUGCUCUGGAUCGCUACUGGGCCAUCACAGAUCCCAUUAACUAUGCCCAGAAGCGGACAGUGGGUCGUGUUCUUCUUCUGAUCUCGGGAGUGUGGUUGCUAUCGCUGAUCAUCAGCAGCCCACCUUUGAUUGGCUGGAAUGAUUGGCCAGAUGAGUUUACCAGUGCCACGCCCUGUGAGCUAACCUCACAGCGGGGCUAUGUCAUCUACUCCUCGCUGGGAUCAUUCUUUAUACCACUGAUCAUCAUGACCAUUGUGUACAUUGAAAUAUUUGUGGCCACGCGGCGACGUUUGCGGGAACGUGCCAAGGCCAACAAAAUGAACACGAUUGCCCUCAAGUCCACGGAAAUCGAAACCAUCAAUGCCAGCAAUAUUCCCGCUGGCGGCAGCUCAACCAGCUCCAAGGCACGGGCCUUAAGCAGCUUCUGUGCCACCUGGCUAUGCUGUGGCCGUGAUCGGGCCAACUUUGCCACGCCCAUGAUACAGAACGACCAGGAGAGCAUCAGCAGUGAGACACAUGCCCAACAGGAGCCCAUCAACGAGCAGCAGCAGCAGCAGCAACAGCAGCAGCAGCAACCGCAGUCACAGCAGCAACAUGUUGUUGUGCUGGUGAAGAAAUCACGUCGAGCCAAAAUUAAGGAUUCCAUUAAGCAUGGCAAGGCACGCUCUGGUCGCAGAUCUCAGUCCUCCUCAUCGACCUGUGAGCCGCAUGGUGAGCAACAGUUGCUGCCACAAGGCAACAGCAGCAACAACACUGCCGGCAAAUCCGAUGCUGAAAUAAGCACUGAGAGUGGCAGUGAUCCCAAAGGUUGCAUACAGGUUUGUAUUACUCAAGCUGAGGAGCAGACCUCGCUAAAACUAACACCUCCACAGUCAUCGUCUGGCGCAACUGCUGCCACAUCGUUGCAGAAGAAACCAAGCACCGUUAAUCAGUUCAUUGAGGAGAAACAGAAGAUCUCAUUGUCCAAGGAACGUAGAGCUGCUCGCACACUGGGCAUCAUUAUGGGCGUCUUUGUCAUCUGCUGGUUGCCCUUUUUCCUGAUGUAUGUGAUUUUGCCGUUUUGCCAGAGCUGCUGUCCGACCAACAAGUUUAAGAACUUUAUCACCUGGUUAGGUUAUAUUAAUUCCGGCUUGAAUCCAGUCAUCUACACGAUAUUCAAUUUGGAUUAUAGACGGGCAUUCAAAAGACUAUUGGGCAUGAAGUGAUAUGAUGAAUUAAGAGUUCAGCGUAGAAGUGAAAGAGAGAGCCUUACUCAAAGUUUGUGCCAAA